This is a messenger RNA of Closterium sp. Naga37s-1, 753 nucleotides long. The record is from the annotation of a GenBank genome assembly. Lineage: Eukaryota; Viridiplantae; Streptophyta; Zygnematophyceae; Desmidiales; Closteriaceae.
AUGAGUCGACUCAAAUGUCACCUCCCAAUCCCCCUCCCGGCCCAGGCGUCACACGGCGUGGCCUCGGUAGAGGAGUAUAUAAUCAACGCGCGGGGGGUGGUUCUAUUCACCAAGGAAUGGCUUCCCGGAGACGGGCGGCUCAAGGGAGUGGUGGUGGGCUGCCAUGGGUACGGGGAAACGUGCACCUACAUCUUUGAAGACGUGGCAGUGCAGCUGGCGGGCAAGGGCUAUAUGAGGGCCAUGGGCUGUCAGCCGGCCGCCAUGGCUACAUCCACAGCUUCUCCUGCCUUGUGGAUGACGUGGUUGAAGUCGCCCGCCGUGCAAAAGCUGUUCUCUGUUCACACCCCUCCAUGUCCCCCCUUAGCAAGCCCCAGGUUCGGCCAUCUGCCCUUCUUUGUCUACGGCGAGUCCAUGGGAGGUGCUGUGGCCAUUCAAGUUGCCAAGGAGCUCACCCUCCCUGCACCACUGAUCUUUCCCUUCUCCUGCUUCGCACGCAUCUUUCCUACCUGGAAGCUCCUGCCCGUCAGCGGCAAACUUGACAAAUGCUUUAAGGUGCCUGAGAAGAGAGAGAGGGCCAACAACCACUCUUUUGCAUAUCAUGACCGGCUACGGCUAGGCACAUCGUUGCAGAUCUAUCAGACCACCCUGGACAUCUGCGCACACAUGGAAGAGGUGACGGUGCCCCUCCUGAUCCUGCAGGGAACAGAGGAUAAGGUCAUAGACAUGGCCGCCGUCCGCGACCUCUUCUUUUGA